GCAGUUUAUGUGGCUCUUACUACACCAGGCAUGUCUGGAUUCUGUGCAGCUCUAUAGUAGCAGAAACGAAAGGAAACUAGCUCGAAGUAAACCGCAAGAGAGUUUUAAAGACAUUUUUCCAUCAAAGUAUGUCUACAGGGACUACAGAGGACUUUAAAGUCUCUCGUCUGCAGGAUUUCAACAGGGAUCCCAUGAGAGAUCCAGUUAUGGCAUGACUGUUUUUUGUACUGGACCAGCCAGCAACCAAGAGCCAUUAUUUUUCUGGAGAAAGAAAUCCUAAUUGCUGUACUGCUUUUGAGAGUAAUAAGUUGCAACUAUAUGAAAAGGACACAUGGCUCUGUUACGAAAAAUUAAUCAGAUUCUACUGUUCCUACUUGUUUUGACUGUUUGUGUCAUUCUUUAUAAUAAAGUUCACAAGAUACCAUCUACCCUGCUAAAGAAUGAACCAGUUGACUUGGAGAGCCCUGAGGAAAUGGAAGAAGACAUUCCCGUGGUGAUAUGUGCUGCUGCAGGCAGGAUGGGAGCAGCAAUUGCAGCAAUCAGCAGCAUUUACAGCAACUCCGAUUCUAACAUCUUGUUCUAUAUCGUUGGCCUAAAGAACAGCGUCCCACAUAUCAGAAAAUGGAUUGAAAAUUCCAAACUGAGAGAUAUAAAGUUUAGAAUUGUGGAAUUCAAUCCCAUGGUGCUAAAAGGGAAAAUCCGACCAGAUGCAGGACGUCCUGAGUUACUUCAACCUCUGAACUUUGUUCGAUUUUACCUCCCUCUACUUAUCCAUGAACAUGAGAAAGUGAUAUAUCUUGAUGAUGAUGUAAUUGUCCAAGGUGACAUUCAAGAACUGUAUGACACAAAACUAGCCCCUGGCCAUGCUGCAGCUUUUUCAGAUGACUGUGACCUGCCUUCGAUUCAUGAAAUGGUCAGAAGUGUAGGAAUGCAGAAUACCUAUAUGGGAUUUCUAGACUACCGGAAGCAAACUAUUCGUGAUCUUGGCAUUAGCCCCAGUACCUGCUCCUUUAAUCCUGGUGUCAUUGUUGCUAACAUGACAGAAUGGAAGCACCAACGAAUCACAAAGCAGUUAGAGAAAUGGAUGCAAAAAAAUGUCGAAGAAAACCUUUAUAGUAGUACUCUUGCAGGAGGAGUGGCUACUUCCCCAAUGCUCAUUGUAUUCCAUGGGAAAUAUUCAUCCAUUACUCCUCUAUGGCAUAUUCGACAUCUAGGAUGGAGUCCUGAUGCCAGAUAUUCAGAGCAGUUUCUUCACGAAGCUAAGUUACUUCACUGGAAUGGAAGAUAUAAGCCUUGGGACUACCCUAGUAUUCACACCGACCUUUGGGAAAAAUGGUUUGUCCCUGAUCCUUCAGGGAUAUUUAAAUUGACUCGUCCUAACAGCUGAUGCUAUUGGAUGCCUUAAAAAUGUAAACAAAUCAUUAUUUCCAAAACAUACAAUAUAUAAGUCGACACAGUAUUUGGGGAUGUGAUUUACCUCCUUUGUUGUACAACUGUACCAGACUGCAGUUGACUUGAGCGGCCACCAUAAGUGAUGCUGAAGAAAUGUCUCAAAAUGAAACUUAGCCAAAUGUGCAUUGGCACUGUGAUGAAGUGUGCACAGAAGCAUCGGUCUCAUAAUGCUACUGAGACUUCAACUCCUAGGGAAAAUGCUUUUAUAAAAUCAGGAACUUCUUUUCAGCUGUAAAUUAUAUCCUGUAAAUAUUAAAUUACUUGUUGAGACCACUUGUAACACUUUUGAAUAAAAUAGCUUGUGUUAUAUAGCCUUUCGGUAGCCAAUAUUAAACUAGAAUUAAAAUUAAA
This is a messenger RNA of Eublepharis macularius, 1803 nucleotides long. It is a transcript of the gene GLT8D2, whose product is annotated as glycosyltransferase 8 domain containing 2. Gene Ontology annotation, cellular component: Golgi apparatus. The record is from RefSeq and is a predicted model, not a curated record. Bases 332 to 1387 code for a protein of 351 amino acids. Gene Ontology annotation, molecular function: glycosyltransferase activity. The transcript has 10 exons. Lineage: Eukaryota; Metazoa; Chordata; Lepidosauria; Squamata; Eublepharidae.